Carya illinoinensis is the source of this 1258-nucleotide messenger RNA. RefSeq lists its product as uncharacterized. Lineage: Eukaryota; Viridiplantae; Streptophyta; Magnoliopsida; Fagales; Juglandaceae. The record is from RefSeq and is a predicted model, not a curated record. The transcript is spliced from 5 exons. The coding region runs from base 126 to 1040 and encodes 304 amino acids.
UCUCGUCCAAACCGGACCAAACGGCACCUAAAGACCCGAGUGAUAUUUGGGAGGCACGACUAAGGACGAACGUAGCGACGUCUGGAGCCUGAAAUCGACCGCUGCUGAAACACGACUCUCAGAUAAUGGCGGAAGAGACCGAAACUAUGUCGUCACAGGUUCAUCAGCCACAUCCUCCUUCCUCUUCUGAAUCUACUACUACUACAUCCACCCAGAAAUCUCACUCCGAAGGCAUUCCCACCCAAUCGCAGGUUCCAGUAUUUUCUGGUUUUCCAGCUUCCCCAAAUGGUGAUUUUCAGAUGUUCCCAGUCAUGUACCCUGCACUUGUGCCAGGCUUGAAUACUUUGCAAAAUCAGGAACAGAUUAAUCGUGGGGCCGGCAUUUAUGCUGUUCCUGUUUUCCCAUAUAUGGGGCCUGUUGCUGGACUUCCACCAAACACUCUUAUUCCUCUGACCUACAACAUACCCACUAGACAAAGUCCUGAAGCUAGGGCCUUGGGUGAAGAGCAUGGGCAGCCAGGGCAGCAGCAGCAGCAGCAUGCACCUCAAAGACAAGUCAUUGUUAGAGGAUUUCAAAUAGCUUUUCAGCUUGAUUUGUUGCUUAUUGUAAAGCUGGCAGCAGUAAUCUUUUUAUUCAAUCAAGAUGGAUCGAAACAGAGGCUUGUUGCCCUUUUGUUUUUUGCUUCACUUGUCUACUUGUACCAAACUGGAGCUCUGACCCCGAUAGUUAGAUGGCUUUCACAAGGCAUGCAGAGGGGAGCUGCCCCUCCCCAUCCACCAAGACCACCUGUCAGGGCUGAGAAUGUUCCGGCUGCUGCAAGACAGGGGGUUGAGAAUGCUGCUGUAGCAGAAGGUCAACCUGGAGAUCAUGUCGAGCAUCAGCCUGCAAAUGAUGGGAAUCAAGAAGUCGAGAAUGAGAAUGUGGCAGAACCUGGUGGCGGCGAUCGUGCUAAUAAUUGGUGGGGGAUUGUGAAGGAGGUCCAGCUGAUUGUCUUUGGUUUUAUUACUUCCCUUCUCCCAGGCUUCCACAACAUGGAUUAACUCAUACUUUGCAGGUGAGUAACCCCUUAUAAUCAGUUCAGAAGCUAGAAACAUAAUAAGUGUAAAGUAUUUAUCAUUCGGCAUAGCUAUAACUGGAAGCAGGGACCAGUGUGGUGUGGUGUGGUGUGUAUUUUGGAUGUACUAGUUUUUGUAUGUUUAACAUAGAUGGUAUCAAUAUAUUUUUGUUUUAUAAAACUUAUUACAUUACUUGUGGAGAA